Messenger RNA from Fomitiporia mediterranea MF3/22, 7603 nucleotides. RefSeq names its product ARM repeat-containing protein. Gene Ontology annotation, biological process: proteasomal ubiquitin-independent protein catabolic process. The record is from RefSeq and is a predicted model, not a curated record. Gene Ontology annotation, molecular function: proteasome binding; peptidase activator activity. Gene Ontology annotation, cellular component: nucleus; cytosol. The transcript has 43 exons. Lineage: Eukaryota; Fungi; Basidiomycota; Agaricomycetes; Hymenochaetales; Hymenochaetaceae. Bases 1235 to 7378 code for a protein of 2047 amino acids.
CUACAUAGGCUACAUGGAUGGCAUAAACAACAGACACAGAGCACAGGUCAAUGGCCUUGUGAACGGUUCGACUCUGAACCACUCGGAAUACUUCCAUCUGAGGUACGCGGAGUCCGACUCUGAGGAUGCGGAGCUGCCCGUCGGCGUGGCGGGUGGAAAUUGGGGAAAGAAAGCCAUGAAGGGCUCGAGAUGGGUGCGGAGAGGGAAGGCAGCUGCCUGGGGGCCGAGCAAGGGCGAGUGGGAGGUAGAGGAACGUGCGCGAAAGCGCCUCAGAACAAUGCUGGCGGCCCCUCCGCGCUCCCCAUCGCCGCCAACACUACCUCAUCUGCGCGAGUCGAGUCCACCGUUGGCAGCGCCCUACGCGCGUCCCGUGAGUGGCCACGGGAGCUUCGCAGCCUUUGUGCUCGACCCUGCGAUGGCGCAUAGCUACCGCACGCAUCUGCUCGCAGAUUUGCAGCGGACGACGGACAGCUUGAUGCAGGGCGAGGCUACACUGACACGCGCAUUGGGUCGACUAUGGAAGGUGCUAAGCGAGGAGGAACAUGUACUACCGGAGGGAGAGGAUAACGCGAAAGGAAAAAGCCGCGAAGCUGCUGGAAUGACAAAUGGCAUUGAAAAGGAUGGUGUGGACUUAGAGAAACGCGAGGAGGACGAGGACGGUGACGAUGACUUGAGCGAACGUGAACGGAGACUGGCUCGGGCACCGGAUCUAUCGCAGCCGAUGCACAAGCUAUUUUUAACACCCUUCCCUGACGGAGGUACAAACAUGAUGGAACCUUCGCAUUUUGGCAGCCCACAGAUGCAGCUAGAGAGCAUGGAAAAGUCGUUUGCUACGCUGCGUGAACUGCAGGAUGACUCGCGGGAAUAUGUCGAGCGACUUGCGGAAAUUCGAGAGAGCCUGGGGGACGUGCGACGUCAGCGAGAUGUGCUUUGGAUGAAGACGCGUGACCAGGCUUUGGAGGAGCUGAAAGAAAUUGACCAGAGCACCGUGGACGCCGAUGUGGACGCCGAUGUGUGAAAUUGGGAGUAUUCGUGGAUAAAUUAUUCAUGUAGCUGUAUGUAUGUAGAAUUGAUUUAAUAGUUUAUGGUACAUCAUAUCUCGGGCCUGAAAAGUCUGAAUGGAGAAGCGUCGUGUGGUUGGCAAGGCAAGAUGAAGAGGAGGAUGAGGAGUGGUGACGUCGCUGCAGGUUCGGGAGAUUAGACUAUUGCGGUUCUCAUGGCCUGAUCAUCGUUGAUGCGUCCCGAACGGAAGCCUGUUCUAGCCGACUACUCUCAACAGAACAGUGGCGCUCUCUGUCUCCCUUUCUUCUCUUUCAAUGCUACCACAUACACGAUGAAUGGCCACCACCGUCUACCAGAUCUAUCGCGCCUCAGGAUACACGACCAUGGCCUCGACGACGACGAACAACUCAUUCCAGAUGACAUUGUCCAUCCGCUGGGUGAGCCGGACCCUGCAAUGGAUCGGCUUAGGACAUACGUCAAGGGUCUACCGUAUUCCGUCGAGUCCAAUUCACACAUGCAGGGGGUUCUCGACCUCAUCUGCACUCGUCUGUUGCAAUGUGUACGCGCAAAGGAUUUCGACCCAGGUUUCUUGCAGUGGGACAGCAUGCUGACCUACUGGUCGAUGCUCAAGUACCCCAUACCCAAGCAGAAACGCGUAGCGCUUGUCAAGCUUUAUUACGAGGUUGCAGUCAUGCCUGGCAUGCCAGCGAAUAUCAUGGCGGUUGCCGCCGAGGCGCUCAACUACCUCACCCGAUCUAAAAAUAAGCUUUCUAUCGAGGACUUGCGCCUACCAUGGAAGCCUAUUUACAAACUUCUUUCUAAGGAACUGUUCCUCAGUAGAAGGAAGUUUGAGAUUAAUCAAUUACCGGCGUACAUGGGCUAUAUCUGUGAUUCCUCGAGGCGGUUCUUCCAUCCAGCUGCGAUCGACGAAAUGCUGGAGACCUUCCUUCCAUUCAUGAAUGGUACCGAGCUGAACUCUGUCCUCACCACGGAGUAUUACUUGCUCUCGUUCCUGCCUCAAUCCCACCCACAGACGUACCUUCCGAUGUUGUUUCGUCUAUGGGAGGCGGUAAACUCUUAUAAUUUCGACGAGAGGAUGCUCAACUUCCUAGCGCAACUUGCCGAGAUGCAUGUCGACCCGUCGGUGAGUGAUCCGGCGAGAAUUGAGCAACUUCCAGACGAUGCGCGAUCGGAGGAUGAGGGCCGACCGAAUUGGCCUAAGGACGAUUUGAAGCAUAGCGGACCGUGGACUGGUAUCCACAAGGAUGUAGGGAUCUUCACUGAAGAGGAAUGGAGUUUGAUUAUGGUGAAGUGCUUGGCAUCGAUGGAGAUCCCGCUAGCGGAUACUGGAUCAUUAACAACUGGUCCUUCAGUCGAUGGCCAGGCAGGCUUCGAGAUUGGCCGGCUUCGAAAACCGACAUGGCGGAUAUUUUCUCUUGCCCGUAUUAUCGUAUAUUCGAUGGAGCAGGAUGGCAUUCCUGUUCCACCAUCUGGCAUCUCGACACCAUGGUCACCUGGAGUUGCAACACCGGGCUUUGCAACUCCAGACGCUGGUGGCAAUUUGGGCGAUUAUCUCUCUGCUCCGCUGGGCAAGAAGCAACGUAAAUUGCAGACAUACCUGGCGGGCUCGAAGGCACUUGAUUCGCUUGCGCGGCUCAUAAUGUCUACGGAGAGUUUCUUCCAUCCAAAUAAUGCUGGGAGCUGGACCACCGAUUUGACCGCAUUUAUCAAAUAUGUGGUGUAUGAGUUCAACAAGCGUUGGCACGAAGAGCAAGAACCUGAUUGCAAGACACCGAUGCAUCGCCGCUUAACACGUGAGAUGAAGCGCGAACUUGUCAAAUGUCUUCGGACAGUCGCACUCCUCGCUAUGUUUUCACGGGACGCAACGACAGUAUCAAAUAUCCAGAGUUGUUUGAAGUCCAUGACAGUGAUGGAGCCAGACCUUAUUCUGCAUCCAGUUCUCGAGCGUGCAAUUCCGUCACUUGAAGCACUUGUCGAAACGCAGCGCACAACUGCUGUCAUUAAGGCGCUGGGCGCUGUAGCACUCAGUUUGGUAUCUAGGGAUAUCUAUAAACCUGGUGCAAAGCAUCUUGUGCAGAUUUUGGAGUUGCUGAUUCCGGGGAUUGAUUUGAAUGACCCGGCAAAAACUCUAUGUACUACUGCUUUCUUGGUUGAGAUAUCACAACACAUACAGUUCGGCGACCUUACGACCGUCGGUCUUGAACCACAAACCACCACGGACACACAAUCACCGGCGGAAACGAGACGAAUGGGUUUCGAAACACCGACCCACAUUCCGGAGAAGCCUUCUAUAGUACUAAUGGAUGAUGAAGAUCGAUUGGACUUUGAUCGCGAACCUACUUACACAGAUGCAGAGGAGGAUAUACUAAUAAAGGAGAGCACCGCUAGUUUUGCGGAUUGGAUAUCUAAUUUCAUUAGGAGAGUCAUUUUGUUACUGGACAAUCUACCUGAAGAGGGAACGGAUGGGACAUUGCGGGGAGGAGAGUCUGAAGUGCAAGUGAUCGAUUCUGUUGCAGGCGCCUGCAGCCAGAUCUGCGUGCACCUUUCGGAGCCGCUGUUCGACCUUGUGCUCAAUAUGGUAUUUGACUACGCAAGCACAAACGUCCGCUCGAACGCUGUUCGCGCGGUACAUCAACUUGUAGAAUGUAUGGCAAACGCCAACCCGGAGAAGACACUCGCGAAGUUUGUGCCGUUCUGCACGCACAAUAUCCGCGUUGAGAUCGAGCAUGGGGCAAGUUCAUUGCGGACUACUUCGACAAGUAACCCAAUUCCGUCAGAUGCGACUCUACAUUGGAACUUGGCUAUCCUUCGAGGUGCGAUGCACAACGACGGAAGAGCGGUACUGAAGUACAAGAACGAACUACUUGAUCUGUUCUGUCUGUUGCGAGACAAGGCGUUUUCUAAGCGGGGUUAUUCGUGGAGCGGGAAGCUUUUGUCGAGUGUUCUACUUACCUUGACACAUACAUAUCCGCUUGAGAACAAGUUCGUUAACCCGGAUGAAUGGAAUAGCGAAGAUUUCCGCAGGAAUCACCACCGGUAUUGGGGCAAACUUUACCUGCCAGAGGAAAUCCAGAUGUCAUGGCAUGUUCCCUGUCUUGAAGAAAUCGACUUUGCGUUGGGUCUGUUCCGCGAACUUGUUGAGCCAACUUUGGGGAUGCUUGAGAAACUUCUGGACACGCCUCCGGAAGCGCGCGAUAGCGUUUGGAGGAAUGACUUUUGCCGGUAUAUCACCGUUGUGCGUAACGCAUUUUCCGGAACUCCGACUCUCGUAUGCGAGCAUUAUACGGCAGAAGAACUUGAGGAAAGCUGCACGACGUCCGACUUAUUUAACGAGCUUCCGGAAAUGAUAGGCCAUGUCGAGCCGCUGAAGGCGUGUUUUGUGCUUACCGACCCGACGGAUCCUCGCUACAGGUACAUUACGAACCUCCGCCGGCGGUUUGGAGAAUUUCUACGCAGCGCUUCUGCUUCCCUGCGACAGCAGGGUGAGGAGAACACCGUUGACGCGGUGCACAUUUUGAUCCGAGCCAUUCGCACUUAUGCUCUGGAGUAUGGAGACAGUCGAGAUAGCUACUACUCGCAGAGUGACCAGUACUCAUCGGAGAUCGGACUCUCGAGACAGUAUGCCAAGCAAAAGGUGUGGCCAAGGGCUGUACUCGUCAGACGGAUAAGGCGGUAUCACGCUGCUCGCUUGAGGUGGAACUCGAUUGAGCGGUUACGAGGCAAGCUCGAAGAUGAUCUGAUCGAUGAACUUGUGGAGUGGUGUAUGUGGCAUUACUCAACUGUCCGGGAAUCUGCACAGUCUGCGCUGAGCUCAUUCUGUUCCGCGUAUGAUGGCGUCAGACGACGAUGUCUCCCGAAACUCAUCGAGUCGAUUGCCCCGGGUGGUAAUGAGGACCGCAUUAAGGGCGCACUCUACACGCUCAACAUGCCCGUCUUGACAAAGUAUGCUCUCCAAGAACCUGCGUUCAAAGUUACUUUCCUGAAGGCCGUCUUCGGGUGUCAACCGCACACCGAUCCUUCACUGCAAGAUUGUGCAUCAGCUUUGAUAGACAAUUGCUUGUCAUGUAUCUACGAACCGAAUACCAUCUAUUAUUCGAUAGAUAGCUCUAACAUGGAGGGCGCGGCGGACGCACUCGAGAAGGUCCUUGUGCCUACGUUCCGUAACAAAAAUCUGGUGCAUCGGUGCACUGAACAUAGGGUACUUCGCACGAAUAUCUACAAUGAUUCUGUGAAGCUUACCAGAGACACUGUACUUGAGAUUGCGAAGUCAUCGAAUACGCAUUGGAGAUAUGCGGUCAUCGCCUUACGCAUCUUGAGGACUUUGAUCCGCCGCGACGAGCCGCUGACCGGAGAGCAGAUGAAGUACUUUUUGGAUAUGACGCAUGAUUCACAUCCUUCUCUUCGAUAUUAUGGUCAAAGAGCCGUGAUGAAGAGUUUGCGAUAUGUCAAGCUCAGGACGUUCCUGCAGUCACCGGAGGACAUCGCAAUGGAACAAAAUCAUAAUCCUCUUCGCGUUCGAUUCGAGCUCGAAUCUCUCGACGGCGAGUUCAAUGCCCGUUAUCUCCAUGAAUUCAGGGAAAGGCUCUGUAUCAAGAAGGCAGAGAUCGAACCCCAUCUGCAAGACAAGGCUUUAGUUGGCUGGUUGACUUGGCCAGCUACGGUUGAUUUCUUCCUCUCUCCUCCGCCAGGAGAGUCGACUUUCAAGCCCUGGGAGUCCGCCAGUCAGGAUAUGAUCUCAGCGAUACGCAAAGAGGCGACUUCUAAGGAGUUCUGGAAAUCUCUAUCAAGUCAUUAUGCUGAGGAGAAUCAUGCGACUGUUGCUACUCAAGAUAAUAUCUCUUGCGUCAAGUCCAUAUUCCAAUUACUGGAGGAAGAACCGUUUGAAUACUUGCGACCUUGUCUCGAAGAGCUCAUGAAUGACACCGACCAGAACAAACAGCGUGCAGCAUCGGAAUUGAUUGCUGGUAUUGUCGGUGGCUCGAAGCAUUGGCCCUCUGAUGCACAGGAGCGUUUUUGGACUUGGCUGACGCCUUUGUUGACUAAGGUUCUCAGCUCUAGCGUUAAAACGGAUACGAUGCUUGUCUGGACAUCGUUCCUUGAAUACUUGUUUUUCUGCAGAGAUCCCAGACGAAUACGGCCACUUGUAGAAUAUAUCAUGGACACCUUCAAGACAGAAGACUUCAACGCGGAACUUUCGUUCAAUGCUGUCAAGAUUGCUUCGUUUACUCGUGCGUUCUAUGAGGAGCUGGGUUGGCGAGCGGAUGCAUGGAUGGAUGAAAUCGUAGAGCGGUAUUGGCUCGAGCUCAAUAACGAGCACGACGAAAUUCGUGCCUAUAUAGCUGAUGCAUUGGAAUUCUCAACGAAAGUGAAGUGGCGACCGAAGCCGUCCGUUCCUCGACCCGAAGUAUUCGUCCGAGAAUGUCGGGUUCUGUCUCCUGAAGUUGAUAUCAUGGGAAUCCAGUCCACAUACCAUUCUGGACGCGUUAAAGAGCUCGUUGAAAACUUCAAAGUUUGGCGGAAAGAACGUAUCCCAGGAGCGAGAGCGUUCCAGUCUAAGUAUGAUCGAAUUGCAGUGACAGUUUGCAAGUGGUUGUAUCAGUCGAUACAUGACAUUCAUGCGAGCUCUGUGUUUGAUUACAUCCUCCCUUUGAUGCCUGAGCUAUUCCGGUUUAGCGAAGUUAACGAUAAUGAUGACCUUUCACGAAGAGCUAACAACUUACUGGUUCGCAUGUGUGGUGUGGUCCCUCCAGGGCCACUCGUAGAUCCCAUAAUUGACGCCAUUUUUGAUGCGAUCAAAACCUCUUCAUCCUGGAGAGUACGGCUAAAGGCUCUGCCACUCUUGCAAAUCUUCUACUUCCGACAGCUAGUCUUGAUUUCUGAAACAAAAGUUCUCGAGAUGCUCGAGGUCAUUUGCAGAUGUCUGGAUGACGAGAACAUCGAGGUCCGCGAGAUGGCCGCAACAACUCUAUCAGGAAUCAUCCGCGUCUCUCCCCGACACGGAAUAAUCACUCUCAAAGACCGCUUCGUUCGUCUAAUCAACAUGCACGAGCUCCCCCCUCGCACAUCCCCAGCCUAUACAUCCGCGCUCCGCAAACGACACGCAGCUAUCCUCGGGAUCUGCGCACUCAUCGAUUCCUUCCCUUACACAGUCGAAAAAUGGAUGCCAUCCCUGUUAACAGACGUACUCGCUGAACACACGUACGAUCCACUACCUGUUUCGAGUACGGUAAGGAAGUGCGCGGGAGCGUUUAAGAAGACGCAUCAGGAUACGUGGCAUGAGGAUUCGAAGAGGUUUACGGAGGAGCAGUUGAGUGCUCUGUCGACGUUGCUUACUGGGUCUUCUUACUAUGCAUGAAAGGAAUCGAAAACUAACCAACUAACAAGCAUCACACUCAUCUAAUGAUCUAUACCAAAAUCUUGGUUCUUCAAAUAUCAAUAUUGGAUUCAACAUCCAUAUCUACCUAACAAAUCUUCUUCCUACUUCCUUCAUACCUUUUCCAAUCUAUCAAAUCUAUAGAAAUUUACUUUUGCAUAGUAAAUAGUCGCUUCCAGCGCCAUGGAAUCUAGGACAUUGAUAUUG